AUGCCAGUCCUUCGUGCUGCCUUUUGGAGAGGAGGCGUAUGCAACGCCCUCAUCUUCCACAAAGCUGACCUUCCCGAAAAUCGCGCAUCAUGGCAACCAAUUUUUGCUGCCGCCAUGGGCUCACCCGACCCAUACGGCAGACAACUGAGCGGCAUGGGUGGCGGAGUGUCGUCGCUCUCUAAAAUAUGCAUCGUAUCCCCAUCCACAAGACAGGAUGCUGAUGUUGACUUCGAAUUCGUCCAAGUAGUCAUCAAAGAUGGCCAGCUCGACCUGGCGAGCAACUGCGGCAACAUGACUGCUGCGAUCGGCCCAUUUUCGAUUGAUAAUGGCUUGGUAAAGAAACCAAUAAGAACGGGAUCGAGUCCGGGUCCUACAUCCUGUACUAUUCGCAUAUUCAACACCAAUACACGAAAGGUGAUUCACUCCACGUUUUCAGUCUCCGGACAUCCCUUGAAAUUCCAUCCAGGAGGGGCAUAUGAGAUGGCGGGCGUUGCAGGUACCGCUUCCAGAAUCUGCCUGUCUUUCAUCUCUCCAGGAGGAACCCAAACAGAUGAUACGCUUCCUACAGGUAGUAGCACUACCAUUUUGGACACAAGAGACGAACAGGGAUCGAGAAUACACGCCACUUUAAUCGACCUUGCCAAUCCAGGAGUUCACGUCGAUGGCCGGGUGCUUGGACUGGACUCUAGCACGACUCCACCAGAUCUCGACAAGCUACACUAUAAAAUGGCAUUAUUGGAGAAGAUUCGCAGGGAGGGUGCGGAAAAAAUGGGGUUGGAUCCGGACAUCGCGAGCGUACCUAAAAUUGUCAUUGUUUUACCGCCAACAGCAGAGGCAGCUUCAAAGGGCAUACAUAUACAAUGUCUCGUUCUCUCGAUGGGGCAAACACAUAAAGCAAUUCCGCUGACCCUAGCAUUGAAUCUGGGAGCGGCAUAUAAUAACUUUAUUAUUAGUAAGCUUUAA
Molecule: messenger RNA, 963 nt
Organism: Glarea lozoyensis ATCC 20868
Lineage: Eukaryota; Fungi; Ascomycota; Leotiomycetes; Helotiales; Helotiaceae
Exons: 2
Coding region: 1-963 (320 amino acids)
Source: RefSeq, a predicted model, not a curated record